This is a messenger RNA of Cylicostephanus goldi, 1320 nucleotides long. Lineage: Eukaryota; Metazoa; Nematoda; Chromadorea; Rhabditida; Strongylidae. The record is from the annotation of a GenBank genome assembly.
AUGCUCACUCAUUCGUGUAUUCCGGUGGAGUGGGAAAAGGAUCAGGCAGAGAGGUUAUCCUAUCAGUGCCUCCACAAUGUAAGAAGGAACCCUAAUGCUUCCCUGCUGCCGUCGAUAAGCUACUGGUCUGGUGUGGUCAAUCACAUCGAAACGCUGAACUGGGAAGACGCGGAAAAGCAACUGACAGUCCUGCUACAUUUCUGUAGAAAAGGCUAUCAAUCAAGAAGAUCCGCGUACAGCAGGGCCGUCAAGAUGACCAUCCCAGACGUUGACAUGGAACACGUGCCUGAGCAACUCCGAAAUUUACCCGAUGGAAGUACAUUUCUGAAGCUGCAGGAACCCAACAUGCACAUCUACAUCUCCGAUGAGAUAGUCAAGCGUGCAAUGGAUAACGGACUUCAUGCCUUAAUCGGGGAUGGUGUACAUCAACUCAACCCGCGUAAUAAACGCGGCUCUCAUGUGCGGGUCGAAAAGGGGCAAGUCUACACCAUUCACGGCGUUUGCAGAGGGGGCAUAGAAGUCCCGAUCAUGUUUGUCAUCGCCCGACGCAAAAGAGAGGAAGAUUACAUCGUUAUUUUCGAGAAUCUGAAAGAAGCGCUUCGGCGAGCCGACCCGAAUGCAAGGGAACAUUUACAAUUUAGACUUAUUGUAGAUUUUGAGAUGGCCACGAUUAGUGCGGCUCGCAGGGUUUUCCCCCAAUUUUCUAUCCAGGGCUGUUCCUGGCAUCUAUCUCAAGCAUGGGCAAGGAAACGCAAUAGCCUGGGCUUGCUGCAAUUCUUAAAGGGGGAGAAUCGGAAUCGCGGUAUAAUCCGAUGGUGGCGGACCUUGAAAGGUCUACCUUUCCUUCCGAGAAAUUGUUUCUACUUAGUAAAUGCCCUGCGCACACCACCAGUAGACGAGGCUCACCCCGCUUUUCGAGCUUGCUCGAACUUCCUCACCUAUUUGCACGAAACUUGGCUCACUGGACCAUUCUCGUCCAUGUGGUGCAAAUAUAUGGUGCACGAGGAAAGAACCACCAACGCCGCAGAAAACUACCACGGAAGGUUACGGAAGAUUCUCAUGAAGAAACAUCCACCCUUAGCAUCCCUGUUGCUCGUGUUCAGAAGCUUCACUUCAGUUGCUAAAGCAAAGCUUGCCAGGAUGGAAAGGUAUCCUCGUGAAGGGAGAGCACUGAGAAAGCGCGAUAGAAUUCGCCGUGAAAAAGUGGACCGCGCUAUGAACACCUUCGAAGAACUUCGAGCUGGCCCUUAUCUAACUACUGUCCAAGUUGGCCAUUAUUUGAGGAAGAUGUCCAAAUACACAUCAGACAAAGCCAUUUGA